Molecule: messenger RNA, 9202 nt
Organism: Ceutorhynchus assimilis (cabbage seed weevil)
Lineage: Eukaryota; Metazoa; Arthropoda; Insecta; Coleoptera; Curculionidae
Source: the annotation of a GenBank genome assembly
UAAAAGUAGUGUAUUUUUUGAGAAAAAAGUUAUUUUUUAUUUUUUUUAAAAUUUUACGAAUGAAAAUAUUUACAAAUUUUAGAACUAAACAGUGCAAUUUCUUAUGAAUAUAUCCUAAUUUCAUAAUCCAGUAAGGUUUCCUAGAGACAGUUAAUUUACCUAUUUGAAAUAAUGAGUAAUCACUACAAUAAUGGGGGCAGGGCAAGUGAAACAGAACAAAUGGCUCAGCCCCAGUGCUUAAAAGUGUUUAUACCUAGAGAUUAUACAGAGGGAACGGUUGUCAGAUUUAGGAACAGUUUUCCUCCAGAACUGGAAGGACGUUUAGAAAAACAAGCCUUUGAAACUACCAUUAACCGACUGAAUGCAUAUUUUGAUGAAGCAGAAAAAGCAUCCUGUUCCUCCUACUGCGAAGGUUGUCUAGCAUGUUUAACAGCAUAUCUUAUUUAUAUUUGUAAGGAAACUCAUUAUGAAAAGUGUCUAAAAAAAGUUUCCAAAUUCAUAGCAGAACAAAAUGAACGUGUAUACGAACCCAGAGGCUUGAAGCUGACCGACCCUAGCUUACGAGGAUUGCGGGUAUUAGAAAUUAGCUGUUUAGAUAGGCCACCAAAUGCAUGACUUACAUUGUCACACUCUACACAGGAGUUUUUUAUGUAAAUGAUUUAAAUAAGCGCCAAAAAGUAGAAAAAGUCAUUCAAAAUGAUUACCCUGGUACCUAUUUAAACAUUGAAAUAUUCUAUUAUGAAAUAGUCUUGGCUGUGAAAGAACCUUGAGGCUAAAAUGAUAUCUAAAUAAGUAUAUAGGUAUCAGUCAAGUCAAUGAAGAGAAAAAUAAUCCUGGUAAUAAUGAAAUCUUUAUUUGGACAAGAAUGCUGUGAAUGAAGGACUUAAGUUAAGCUCCAUUUUAAUAUUUACAGUAAGUGAAUGUAUUACUUUGUAGAGGGUAGAAAUAACAAGCUUUUUGGAUUUUCUGAAUGGUUCAAUUCAAAUCAGUGUCUGAUUUCAGUUCUCAUCAGGGCUGCAAUGAAAAAAACAUUGUCUUGUUUUUGAAUAUUUGAGAAAGUUAAAUAUGAUGUCCAGAUUUGAGUAAAUCGUCUAAAUGUACUUAUAUGUAGUACCUACCUACCUAAUUACUUACUAUAGCCUCCAUCACUUCACUCCAUAUUUUUUUAUUUUCAAUAUGAGUGUAAGACGCUCUUUGAAAUAAUUUGUGAUAGAAAUUUCAUGACGCAAAAGAUUAAUAUGUAUAUAAAAUAAUUAAAUUAUUUGUAUUACAUUUUGAUAGGGUUAUACUAAAAAAUUACCCCUAAGUAAAUGUGCAGUAUAGAUAUGAGGUUUGUUCCAACAUGUCAAAAAAACUGUCCCAGAACGGUUUAGGAACCACUCUGUAUACGAAUUUCAGUUUCUACACAAAAAUCUUUGCUUUCCUAAAUGCCUAUUUAUUUUUUCAAGGCUACAAUAAGACCCUAUUUUAUAAAACAGAAUUAUUAUUGAAUAUUAAGUAUAUGGAAUAAACUUAAAAAAAGAAUAGAUAUAAAAUAUCUAAACGCUUGUGAUAAAUUAAUUUAGAAAUUAGUCAGAGUCGAACACAAGUGGUACCUAUCAUUGUUGCGCCAACAAGAUGGCAAUAAAUUAAUAAAUAUUCUAUUUUCAUUACAUUUGGCCUUCAAUAUUAUUUAUAUACCACAGAGUGGUCGAGCACUGAUUUGUGACAACUUUUAUUUCAAUUUUUUUCCAAAAACGCGGCGUUUUGGAGAUAUUAGACUGUCUCAAAUUGAAUAGACCACCCUGUUAUAUAGAAUUAUCGGUUUAUAUCGUUCUACGUCUUCCGAUUGCCAAUCUCAAUCAUCUCUCUCAAUCCAGACAUCCUGAUUCAUACACUUCAUAUCAUUUUAAAUAUUUUUAAUCCAUAUAGUACACAUAUAUUAUCCAAAUAACAAAAGAGGAACAAGAUGGAAACAGUGUUCCUUUUUUAGAUAGGUACUCAAAUAUGCAAUGUUCGCUACAAUACAGAAGAACUUUUUAUUGGCAGGAUUUUUUUUUUUUUUUUGAAAUUCCUUAUUUUUCUUCAUGAAUCUCUUAUCGAGGUACACACUCUAUCAACCACUGAUUUCUUCUACCUAGAGACAUAGUGACCAGCUAAUUACAAAACGACAGCAUGUUUUUCGCUAAGAGGCCCUGAGCCUAAUUUUCUAUUAUACCAAUUUAUUCUUUUUUACUUAAUGUUAAUAGUUCGCCCUUGAACUGAACCCAAUCCACAAAGAAAUUGAAAGGACCUAAUUCAGAGAUCACUUGAAAUAAGAGAAUAAUUGUUCUGUCCAGUUUAGUAAAUAUGAUAAGAAGUGAUGACUAAACUUUAUCAAGUCAUUUUGUUUAAUAAUGAAAGUUGUUAUUGUUGCUAAACUGAGGUUUCAGUGAACACAGAAUCCAUGACAAUUCAAUUUUCUUAUUAAAAAUUCCCAUCUAAACAAAAAUCUCAACUAAACAUUAAUACCACACAGAUCAAAUUACAUAGCUGAUUAUAAUCGAAUUUAUGCUUGACCCAAAGGGAAAAAAUUCAAUUUCUUAAUACUUAAUACCUCUCAUACCUUGAUUAUAAUCAGAAAUCAUCGAACAUUUUCGCAACAUAAAAAUACUUCUGUGGUACCUAUAUUCUUAUUCUAUUCCUUGUAAAAAAUGUGACUCAGGUUAUAUCCAAUGAACUUCAAGAGUUUUAAAGGAAAUAAUUUAUUCACACAAAGGCAAUAAUAAAGCCUCUUGUAAAUUAGCUUAGCAUGAUAUUGGUACUGGUGAUUUUCCCCAAAAGUUUCCAAAUUGAAUAAAGUACUUUUUUCCAAAACAGAAUAUUUGAUGAUUAUUACCUUCUCGUAGGUACAAUAACGAUACUUCUUGAUUUUGACAAACUCCCGAAUUAAUUUUUUACAAGCAUACAUUUUAUAUCCAUUUUUCAAGUUCAAUCUAUAUAAAUAUUCGAUUAUUCUGCUCUAUAAAAUAUGUAUAAAUUUUAAUUUGAUACGAUUGGCAGUGAAAUAUUAUUAUUUAUAUUAGGUAUCCUUAGUUAUAGGCCCUUGAGAAAGGAAAUAGACGUUUCCGAUAGCUAGGCAGACUGAAUACUUACCGAGAUCCUUACUAUCUACAAAUAUUUCAUAUAUUUGCCAGUGAAGAAUGUCAAAAAAAUUUAAGUUGAAAAAACUCAUAUUUUUUAUUGAUCUGUGUCCUUAUUCAAUUAUUUGAGACCUUUCUAUUACGCGGUGAAAAAUUCCCAUCGCUAAUUAUCUGAAAGUGUGUAUUACACUAUCCGAGGGGGCGACCACUUCUCGCAAUACGUGUACAUUUGGCCUGAAAUCACUUGCAAUCAUCUCCGAAAUCAUUCUGAAAUCCCGCAGUCAGUUCGCAAUAUCCGAAAUCCUUCUUGCAGUCCCGAAAUCGUUGUCCGCAAUCGCUGAAAUCCUAUGCAAUCACCUUUGCAAUCUCUGAAAUCGCUCAAAAUCAGCUCUGGUGGGGAUAAAAAAUCAGCUGUUGAUCGGGAUCUUGCCCGUUUUUGAGGUACAUUGAUAAUUGACAUCAGGUUUUUGUUGCUCCGAUUUUUGAAUUCAGCACACAACAGUAUUUUUUUUUUUUUGAAGAAUCAAAUGCUGGAUCUGAUGUGGAACAAGUGGAAAUGUGAUUUCAUUAUCCAAUGAAAAAUAUUAUGCAGCUCUUUAUGACAUCUGGUAUAUUGGACGUAUUUCAGAAUCAUUGGAAAAUGAUACUUGAAUCAAGUUUUUAAAGUGGCAGCUGGACAUGUACAGGGUGUCCGAAUUUGGAUGGUUUUAAUAGGAAACGUCAAUUUCUGAGCGAGAUACAAAAAAAUGAACCCCCCACUCCGAGGCUCAAAUUUCUUGAAAUUUUGAUUGGUGCAAACCGCAUUUUGAUAACUUCAACCGUUUAGCCGCUAGAGGGCGAUUCUCGAUUUUGAGCAAUACUGUGAAAUCUUCAUAACUUUUUUGUUUAUGGAAAUAACUGAUUUCCGUAAAAACUUCCUAGAAGCACUUUUUCAAGCAGAAUUCAGUGACGUUUUCAGUUUUUUUCUAUUCGGCCUCGAUUUCAAGAUAUUGACCAAAAUACGAUUUUUUUCAAUGGGACACCCUAUAUAUUAAUAGUUCAUUAGAAAGCUCUGCUUUUGCUGAUUUCAAUGAUACAAAUUUCGAUAGGUUUAUCUCUAACAGUUUUCGAGAAAAAAAAUAUUUCGGCUUUUGUCAUAAGAAACAAUGAGUUAGAAAGAGACCUUUCUCAGUUUCCUUACAGAUAUAAAGUCCUUUUCUUACACAUUGCUUCUUAUGACAAAAACCGAAAUAAAUUUUUUUCUCGAAAACUAUUAGAGAUAAACCUAUCGAACUUUUAUCAUUGAAAUCAGAAAAAGCCGAGCUUUCUAAUGAGCUAUGAAUAUAUAGAGUGUCCUAUUGAAAAAAACCAGACUUUGGUCAAUAUCUUGGAGUUGGGACCAACUAGAAUAAAACUGUGAACGUCACUGAAUUCUGCUUUAAAAAGUGCUUCUAGAAAGUUUUUACGGAAAUCAAUUAUUUUCAUAAACAAAAAAGUUAUGAUGGUUUCACAUUAUUGCUCAAAAUCGAGAAUCGCCCUCUAGCGGCUAAACGGUGAUUUUUUUGUAUCUUGCUCAGAAAUUGAUGUUUCCUAUUAAAACCAUCCAAAUUCGGACACCCUGUACAGGGUGGCCCAUUUCCGAUGUUUUAAUGGGCAAUAUCGAAAACCAGCAGAGAUUUUUUUUAGAGAAAAUAACAAUGGAGAAGACGAAUCAAGGCUAAAUUGUUUUUGAAGUAGAAUCUAGUGACAUUACCAGUUUUUUUUUUUCAAGAUGCCACCGACUUUGGAAUAAUAGGUAACCCUGUUGUUAAGUUGUAUUUUUUUGAAUGGACACCCCGUAUAUUAUUUUUUCAUUGCAUAGCUCUUUUCGAGCUGAUUUCAAUGAUAUAAGGUUUUAUAGCAUUAUCUCCGAAAGUUUUCGAGGAAAAAAAAUCCGUUUCUUUGUAAGAAGCAAUGAAUUAGAAAGAGAUAGUUGAAAUAUGAAUCCGCUACAAAUUUCUAUUCUUAGGGCCGGUUUCUCAAUUGCGAGUCACCUCCGGGUUGGUUUGAACUCCAGGGUAAGCGUGGCCAGUUGCAAUGUUUACCCUGGAAUUAUGCUUAACUCGGGGGUGACUCGCUAUUGAGAACCCAGCCCCUUAUUCAACAAUUCAACAAGUUUAGUUUUUUUUUUUCAAUUUGAACUAUGAAUUAUUGGGGGUGAUAAUGAUGAAUAAGCAACACAUAAUUUAUUUCAUGACUUAUCUCUUUCUAGCUCAUUGUUUCUUAUGGAGAAACGGAAUUUAUAGCUAUAAAACCUUAUAUCAUUGAAAUCAGCUCAAAAAAAGCUAUGCAAUGAAAAAAUAAUAUACGGGGUGUCCUAUUUAAAAAACACAACUGGUUAAUAUUCCAAAAUCGGAGGCAUCUGGAAAAAAAAAAAUAGUCAUGCCACUGGAUUCUACUUAUGAACCUGCUUGAAGAAAGUAGGUAUUUUUGGUUUUUGGAUAUCUUGAUUAAUGAAAAAAUUAGAAGCUCUUAAAAUUGGACAAACUUUGAAAAGUGCCCUGAUGUAUUUCGUAAACACAUCAAGUUAGCUGUGAUUUGUCCUCGCCAUUGUUAUUUUCUCAAAAAAGAGAUCUAGAAUGUACUCCCACAUUUUUGAUAUCUCUGCUCUGCUGGUUUUCGAUAUAGCCUAUUAAAACAUGGAAAAUGGGUCACCCUGUAGAUACCUAUCUAUAAACUUAUGAAUGAAAAACUGCAAUUAAAAUAAAAAAAUUCAAAAGAUAGUAAAAAAAUCGAAUGAAUUAUGUUCCGCAAUCAUAUUUAUAAUCCCCAGAAAUCACCUUGCAAUCCCAAAAAUCACCUCGCAAUCUCAAAAAUUAGUUCGCAAUCCCCCCUGCAGUCUCUGCAGUCACUGAAAUCGCCUCGCAAUCCUCCGAAAUCGCAAAUUUUUAGAAAAAUUCUUCGAAAUCUCUGCAAUCAUUUGGAAAUCAUAGGAUUUCCGCAAUACAUGUACAUAUUUUUCGGGAGUGGUCGCCCCCUCAACACUAUCAUUACACAGGCAUAAUGGGCUUAUACUAAACAUGUAUCAAACAUAUACCCAGGGAAAAGCUAGUGAUUUCUACCCCCAGUAGGUUUGAACUAUUUACAAGAAUAUUUUUUUGUAUUUACUAUACAGGGUCCGCCACCGUUAACACCACAGACCUGCAUUUCCUUUAAUAUUUUAGGUACAACCUUAAGUUAAAUGUCAAAAUGUAGGUCUUUUCAACUCGAAUUCAUAUAACGGCUAUCUCAAAAAAUGUUUUGUUGAUAAUUUUAGAAAAACAACAUGUGUAAAUUUCUUUCGAAUAUUAUUUCACCUUACCCCAUACAAUAAAUAUUGGUUUACAGUUCGAUGCAGAUGCAAUGUUUUUAUUCUCUCAUAUUUAUUUCAUUUCGAUUUUCUGUCUAUUUUGAAUAAUUUUCAAGCAAAACAAAAAAAUAUAUAAAAAAUUGACAGUUACGAAAUCUUCGGAUCUCAAUCCAUUGGGUAUUGAAUAUUUAUUGUACAGCGGCAGGUAAAAAAAUAUUCAGUCUAAAGUGUUUAUGGCGGGCCCUGUUUAAAAAAAAUUUAAAGCUAAUUUAACUGCAUUUAUACGAGAAAAGCUAUUUUUUUUUUUAAAUUGUUUUAUUAUAUUAUUUGGCAGGGGUUCAAUGGAAGGUUGUAUUGUGAGUUUGUUGGUAAGACCCUGCUGGUGUUUCAAUGUGACUUACUUCAAUGUUAUUGUUGGCUCACAGGGGCUUCACAGCAUUCUCAUAAUAAUAUGGCUCUUUUUACAAUUUAUAAAAAUUUCCUUUAUUUUAUAUUUUUAUUAUUUUUAUAAAUAAAUAUUGUAUGUACUAACAAUAUUCUUCUGUGUUUUGAUAGUGUAUAUAUUUGGUUUUAUUGGGUACAUGAUGCAUAAUUUUCAAAAAAUUAUAUAUUUUUUUGAAUGUGGAACAUUUCAAGUUCCAUGUAAUAAUUACACAAAGUCUCAGAUCACUUUUUCGUCAUUAAUUAUUAUAAAUUAUUAUUACGAAUAUGAGAAGGUAUCAAAUAAAAACAAGCUUGGCAAAUUUAAAGUAAUUUUAGAGUUGCAAGUCCAUGAGAGAUAAGAGAUAUCACAGCCUUUUUUUUUUAAACAUAAGUUGUCAAUAUCGCAUCAACUGCCAUAAUGCACAAGCUCUCUGUUUAUGAUUUGGAGACUAAUAUAUCCAUUUUUUUGCAAAAAAUUUAAACAAAAAACACCUGAUUGAAAACGCUCAUUGGCUAAAUAGCAGUUUAAAAAUUUGAUUUUCAAAUCGUUUUAUUUCCCAAAAUAAACCUUCUUUUUGGAAAAAAAAUAUACAGAUGUUAUUAGAAUGACUAACACAGGGCUUUCUGUUGGGCGAGAUUGAGUGGUUGUAUUUAAUGCCAAGUAGUUGGUCUCUCAAGGGUUGGCUACUGGUUGACAAAAAAAAAAAUACAGAAAUAUUUCACUAAUAUAUCAAACAAUAAAGUACAUAAUGAAUAAAAUAAGUCAAAAUCUGGGACUUUUUGUUUUUCUGCAUCUGUAUCCGACUGGGGAUAUUUGAAACCAUAUACCUACAUAAUCUACUAAACUACUAAAAAUGCACGAAACUCUAACUUUUAAGUAAUGUAUUUAUUUGUUAUGUUUACUUUUUUUUUUGAGUAUAUUGAUGUCAUAGGCAGUCUUUGUCUAAUGAACUUUGACUUUAGAAAUACAUACAUGUAAAUCAAAUGGGUAAAACUGUCGAUGGUACUUAGACAAAGCAUAGAUGUAAGGGUUUAGUAGAGCUUUUUUGGUACUUUGUUAAAUUAAGAUUUAUUUAUACUUAAUACAGGAUGUUCUAGUGAACAUUGCCUUCUUUAUAUGACGAUUUUGCACGAAAGAUGCUAAAGCAUUGAAACUUUAAAAUGUUUUUUGGAUGUAUGUACAUAUAUAUUGGUAUGGCUUUUGAAGUAAGUUAAACAAAAUAUUACAAGCAAUUUCAUAAUGAUAAGCUUUUACUACAGCCUUUCUAGUACAUGUAUUACAUAUCAAGUUCAGUGAAACCAGUUUUUCCAAUGAAAGAAAUAUAUCGUUUAUUUUGGACACAGGUACUAAAAGCUUUCUCAAUAAGAGUUUGAUACCAUGGGCCCGACUCUCGUCUCAGGGAGUGGGAGCUCCUCGAGGGAACAAAUUUUUCGUCUUUAUCAUUCUCAUUCACUUUUCGAUUAAGUUGACAAGGAUAAAACAUUCGUUCUAUCAGGGAGCUCUCCCUCCCUGAGACGAGAAUCGGCCCCCAGGUGUCAGUUCUUAUGGUAGUGCUACGGUGCUGUGAUUUUAGCUUUAUUAGCUCCAACAAAUUCCACAACCAAUUCUCUGAUCUCAGGAUCAUCGUUUGUUUCCUGCUUAACUGAAUUGAAGUAUGUAGUAUCAACAUAAUCAGAUGAAUUCUAUUAACAUGAUUAUUCAUUGUACUUGCUGGUUUCUGAGUGAUAUUUUGUUUCAUUUGCGAAAAGCCAAUUAUACUCUUUUUAAAAUUUGAAGAUCCUCAAUAUACACAAUAUAAUUAUUAUCUUUUUUAAUAACAUGGUGUUCUAGCUUGCCACAUUUCUAUGCUGAUAAUAUUAAAGCAUAUUUAAUGUCUAAAAAUAUGGCAAAACUAAAUUACCUUAUUUUCUUUGUAGAAAAAUUGUGGUUCCAAUUAAGUGCCCUUAUAUGAGCUUCCACUAUCACUCGCAAAAUCUGGUCCUGCAAACUUCAUUUGGUGGCCAAAUAUUUUUUUUUUUACAUUUGAAGUGCUUUAUUCAACUAGAGCAUCUUGUAUAGACUACAACCUUUAUUAGAAAAUACACAGGCCUCGGUGCCAGUUUCAUUGUAGACCGUUUUGAGGUCAGUAAUAAAAAAAGAAAAACACAUUGCCAAUCAAACCCAGUUGUGAAAUUGACUUGGUACAUACUUUUAUUAUAUAUUUUAGUAUCUUAGGUUUUUUUAUAUUGCAUUUAUUAUGUCUUCCCAAAAUAUGUACCCUUUUUCUAUUUAGGUACAAUAUUUUUUGUGUUGAAAUUUCUUUUUAUUAUUGAUUUAUUAUUUAACUUUUUAUUGUUAUAAACUAUCCAAUAAAUGUGAAUACGUACAUGA